AUGGCUACGUCUUCUUCUUCAUCUGUUUCUUCGACAAAUCUUCAAGCAAAGCACCACGUUUUCCUCAAUUUCAGAGGCCCCAACUCUCGCCACAGUUUCACCAGUCAUCUCCACGAAGCUCUGAGACAGAAAAAGAUUAUAACUUUCAUUGAUGAUAAACUCAAGCUAGGAGAUGAAAUCUCACGCUCUCUUCUGAAUGCGAUCGAAGGAUCGAAGAUCGCGAUUACCAUUUUCUCAAAAGACUAUGCGUCUUCGAAAUGGUGUCUCGAAGAACUUGUGAAGAUCAUUGAAUGCAAAAACAUUCAUGGACAGAUCGUGAUACCCGUUUUCUAUCAUGUUUGUCCGUCCGAGGUAAGGAAUCAAACCGGGAGUUUCGGAGAUGGAUUUGCUAAGCUAGAAGAACGAUUUAAGGAACAACCGGAGAUGGUGCAGAGAUGGAAGACUGCUCUGAGUCAAGCAGCCAAUAUAUCUGGCUGA
This is a messenger RNA of Mangifera indica (mango), 477 nucleotides long. RefSeq names its product TMV resistance protein N-like. The record is from RefSeq and is a predicted model, not a curated record. NCBI's taxonomy places the organism in Eukaryota, Viridiplantae, Streptophyta, Magnoliopsida, Sapindales, Anacardiaceae. The coding region runs from base 1 to 477 and encodes 158 amino acids. The transcript has a single exon. Gene Ontology annotation, biological process: signal transduction.